AUGGAAGAAAAUGACCAGAAUAACAGGGAUGUGGAGCAGCAUCAACAGCAGGAGUCUGGGAAUGAGUCUAACAGGGGGAUCCUGCCCAUUCUCCAGGCUCCUGCAAUCCACCAACCUCAUCACAGGAUCACUAACUUUUUUAUUGAUAACAUCCUACGGCCGGAGUUUGGGAGGAGGAAAGAAGGGACUGUAAGGCAAAGGGAUGAGCUCAUCUUCACGGCCAGGGACAGCUUGCCUAGCUCUGGGGUAGAGUCUGGUCAGAACAGAGCUAAUGUCACUGAUGGAGAAGGGGGAUCCAAAGCCAUCACUGUUACAGUGGAUAAGAAAGCAGAGGUGGAAGGUACUUUGAAGCCCAGAGCUUUAAGUGCAGACCAUUCACUGAGCUCAGACUCCGAUAGUUCCCAAGCCAGCUCCAAUACCAACAAACAACCAAUGCUAUGGCCAGCAUGGGUCUACUGCACUAGGUACUCUGACCGACCAUCUUCAGGUCCAAGAUCUCGUAAACCAAAGAAGAAAAAUAUGAGCAAAGAGGACAAGAGACCCCGGACAGCAUUCACAGCAGAACAACUUCAGAGACUGAAAGCAGAAUUUCAGAAUAACAGGUAUUUGACAGAGCAAAGAAGACAAAGUUUGGCUCAGGAACUGAAUCUGAACGAAUCUCAAAUUAAAAUAUGGUUUCAGAAUAAGAGGGCUAAGAUUAAGAAAGCCACCGGGAACAAAAACUCAUUGGCUUUACAUUUGAUGGCUCAAGGACUCUACAACCACUCUACCACUUCAAAGGACGGCAAAUCAGACAGCGAUUAG
Bombina bombina (fire-bellied toad) is the source of this 804-nucleotide messenger RNA. RefSeq names its product engrailed homeobox 2 (gene EN2). Gene Ontology annotation, cellular component: nucleus. The transcript has 2 exons. Lineage: Eukaryota; Metazoa; Chordata; Amphibia; Anura; Bombinatoridae. Gene Ontology annotation, biological process: regulation of transcription by RNA polymerase II; multicellular organism development; neuron differentiation. The coding region runs from base 1 to 804 and encodes 267 amino acids. Gene Ontology annotation, molecular function: RNA polymerase II cis-regulatory region sequence-specific DNA binding; DNA-binding transcription factor activity, RNA polymerase II-specific. The record is from RefSeq and is a predicted model, not a curated record.